Messenger RNA from Astyanax mexicanus (Mexican tetra), 680 nucleotides. It is a transcript of the gene rpl11, whose product is annotated as ribosomal protein L11. Gene Ontology annotation, biological process: translation. The transcript is spliced from 6 exons. Gene Ontology annotation, cellular component: ribosome; cytosolic large ribosomal subunit. Gene Ontology annotation, molecular function: RNA binding; structural constituent of ribosome. The record is from RefSeq and is a predicted model, not a curated record. Lineage: Eukaryota; Metazoa; Chordata; Actinopteri; Characiformes; Acestrorhamphidae. Bases 94 to 630 code for a protein of 178 amino acids.
GGGCUGGUGCUGCUCCACGGCUCUUUCUGGGGGAGACACUGCAGUAUAAAAGAUUUGCGCCGGAAGCGGAUCGUCCUCUUCUAGUGAUCAAACAUGGCGGACCAGGGAGAGAAGAAGGAGAACCCCAUGAGGGAGUUGCGCAUCCGCAAACUCUGCCUGAAUAUCUGUGUAGGUGAAAGUGGUGACAGGCUGACCCGUGCCGCCAAGGUGCUGGAACAGCUGACAGGCCAGACUCCUGUCUUCUCCAAAGCCCGCUACACUGUUCGAUCCUUUGGCAUUCGUAGAAAUGAAAAAAUUGCAGUCCAUUGCACUGUUCGUGGUGCCAAGGCUGAGGAGAUCCUGGAGAAGGGCUUGAAGGUGCGUGAGUAUGAGCUGAGGAAGAACAACUUCUCCGACAGUGGAAACUUCGGCUUUGGGAUCCAGGAGCACAUCGAUCUGGGCAUCAAGUACGACCCCAGCAUUGGCAUCUAUGGCUUGGACUUCUACGUGGUUCUUGGCAGACCUGGAUUCAGCAUUGCUGACAAGAAAAGAAAGAGGGGCCGCAUUGGCUUCAAGCACCGCAUCCGCAAGGAGGAGGCCAUGCGCUGGUUCCAACAGAAGUAUGAUGGCAUCAUCCUUCCUGGAAAGUAGAGGACCACCUUUUUGAUUUUGUUUAACAAACAAUAAAAACGAAAAGCCCA